Molecule: messenger RNA, 1892 nt
Organism: Drosophila arizonae
Lineage: Eukaryota; Metazoa; Arthropoda; Insecta; Diptera; Drosophilidae
Product: carboxypeptidase D
Biological process (GO): protein processing; peptide metabolic process
Molecular function (GO): zinc ion binding; metallocarboxypeptidase activity
Source: RefSeq, a predicted model, not a curated record
GAACUUUAACGGCGCUCGCUAACGGACGCGUCUGACUUGCUCUCUGGCACUCUCGCUCUCUUUCACUCCGGCCAAACGCGCAUCGUAUAUAAUUCGAAUUUGUAGCCAACUACUCGGACGACAACAGCGACGACAACACGUAGCAGCGACAGCAUCAUUAAAACGAGUCAGCUAGAAAGCACAGAUCAGACUUGACGUCACCAUCAGCGGAUCUCCAGGCGCGCRCACACACACACAAUGAUACUGCGGAACACCAUUGCCGGGCAGCUGGUGGUGCUGCUGUUGAUCUAUGGCCGCCACACCUUGCUCUCCAGCGCCAAGACGGUGACCAGCGAGCAGAUGUCCUUGGCGCUGCCGGAGCCGCGCGCCUAUCUGCCCGACGCACAGAAUCUGGACUUUGUCUACCAUGAUCACGAGGAGCUGACGCGCUUCCUGAGGGCGACAAGCGCGCGUUAUCCCAACCUGACGGCGCUCUACUCCAUCGGCAAGUCCAUCCAGGGUCGCGACCUGUGGGUGAUGGUGGUCAGCUCGUCCCCGUACGAGCAUAUGGUGGGCAAGCCCGACGUCAAGUACGUGGGCAAUAUACACGGCAACGAGCCCGUGGGCCGGGAGAUGCUGCUGCAUCUGAUUCAGUACUUCGUGAGCAGCUACAACACGGAUCAGUACGUCAAGUGGCUGCUGGACAACACAAGGAUUCACAUACUGCCCACCAUGAAUCCCGAUGGCUAUGCGGUGUCCAAGGAGGGCACCUGCGACGGCGGCCAGGGGCGCUAUAAUGCGCGCGGCUUUGAUUUGAAUCGCAAUUUCCCCGACUACUUCAAGCAGAACAACAAGCGCGGGCAGCCGGAGACGGACGCCGUCAAGGACUGGAUAUCCAAGAUACAGUUCGUGCUCAGCGGCAGCCUGCACGGCGGCGCCUUGGUGGCCAGCUACCCGUACGACAAUACGCCCAACUCCAGGCUGCUCAAAGGGAUCUGCCGAUCGUCCGCCCUGUGCGCGAUGUUCCAGACCUAUUCGGCAGCGCCGUCGCUGACGCCCGACGACGAUGUCUUCAAGCACCUGUCCCUGGUCUAUGCUCGCAACCAUGCCAAGAUGUCCAGGGGCGUGGCAUGCAAGUCGGCCACGCCGGCCUUCGAGAAUGGCAUCACAAACGGUGCCGCCUGGUAUCCGCUGACCGGCGGCAUGCAGGACUUUAACUAUGUGUGGUAUGGCUGCAUGGAGAUCACGCUGGAGAUCUCCUGCUGCAAGUUCCCGCCGGCCUAUGAGCUCAAGAAAUACUGGGAGGACAAUCAACUGUCGCUCAUCAAAUUUCUGGCCGAGGCCCAUCGGGGCGUGCAGGGCUUCGUGUUCGAUCCAGCGGGCAUGCCCAUUGAGCGCGCCUCCAUCAAGAUCAAGGGACGCGACGUUGGCUUCCAGACGACCAAGUACGGAGAAUUUUGGCGCAUUCUACUGCCGGGCUACUACAAGGCCGAGGUCUUUGCCGAGGGCUAUGCGCCCCGCGAAGUGGAAUUCGUCAUUGUCGAGCAGCAUCCCACGCUGCUCAAUGUCACGCUGCAGGCCUCCAAGUAUAAUGUUGGCUCCGCGCGUAAGCCCAAAAAGGAACGCAAGCAACGCCAUCUCCUGCACGAUGAGCUCCAAACGCCCAAUGAGUAAGAGUGCUGGAGCACUCACAAUGGCAAGGGCAAUGUCAAUCCCCGCGUCUGUAAAUAUUCGCUGAGUGCUUUAGAAUCUUUGACCUGCCACUGAUCCACUAGUCCAAACAUAGAUCUCUAGAAUCCCUCUAGUGGGCUUGCACUGCACUUGAGCGAUAUAUACACAUAGAGAACAAAUUGAAAUUCUUGACCAAAACAGCUUAGGAUUAAACUCGUAACACUAGCCAAAUUAAAAAACAC